AUGACCACAGCUACAUUUCCAAUGGAAGCCCAGGUGAAGAAUCCAGAAGAUGUGAUCAUGUAUCUAUGGCGAGCACACAACAUCGUGAAUGCGCGUCUUCACGGUCGGGACACUGAGGAUCCAAAGUUCCCAAAAGUCCAGUUCCCGGCUCAAUUUUUGUGCUCAAACUGUACCACCAAUGGCUCACUUGCGGAACAACAAACACGAGAUUUCUUGGUUGACUACUACUCACAUAUCAGACCAUUUCAGACCCCUAAGUUCUUAAAAUGA
Molecule: messenger RNA, 270 nt
Organism: Cylicostephanus goldi
Lineage: Eukaryota; Metazoa; Nematoda; Chromadorea; Rhabditida; Strongylidae
Source: the annotation of a GenBank genome assembly